Molecule: messenger RNA, 1824 nt
Organism: Dendronephthya gigantea
Lineage: Eukaryota; Metazoa; Cnidaria; Anthozoa; Malacalcyonacea; Nephtheidae
Product: 4-hydroxybenzoate polyprenyltransferase, mitochondrial-like
Exons: 6
Coding region: 186-1475 (429 amino acids)
Biological process (GO): ubiquinone biosynthetic process
Cellular component (GO): mitochondrial inner membrane
Molecular function (GO): prenyltransferase activity
Source: RefSeq, a predicted model, not a curated record
UGUGUUUGAUAGUCUUUGAUUCCGCCUAAAAGGUCAGAAUAAGUAGUUAUUCAAUUGUAUAUUUUUAUUUUGUACAAAGACAUUGAGGAAAAUACCCGCAGAAGCUCAUUUUCUAUCAGCUUUUGUUUUACUGUUACUCAUUCAUUUGUCAUUUGGGACAAGUCCAAUUUGGUAUCCAAUUUACUAUGAUCUGGCUGACUGGUUCUUGGAAAAAAAUUGGCACAACUUUUAAAUCUCAGCAGCAACUCCUGAUGUUUACUGGCUGUAAUUAUUUCAGAUAUGUUUUUACUAAACUCUCCAAACAUCAGUAUGGCACUGUCAACAUUAUGCUCCGACCCUUCCAGCAUGACAGAACCUGUUCAAGAAUCAAACUAAAUAGUAUCACCACCUUUCAGUUACAAAAUAGCAUUAGUCAUCAAGACAAACAUGUAGGAAAGCCUAAAAAUGUUUUCUUUCAAAAUAUUCACAAUGGUGAAAUGGAUGUAAAGCAAUGCAGAUAUCUAACCACUGAUAAUUCAAACAGUGACAUAAAUCAAAGUUGGAUAGCAAAGUUUCCAAAAUCGGUACAACCAUAUUUGGUAAUGUCUAGAAUGGAUCGUCCAAUAGGAUAUUGGUUACUAUUUCUUCCUGGAGCAUGGAGUAUUUCAUUGGCUGCUGAUGCUGGAUCAAUACCCAAUAUUCAUUUAUUGUCCUUGUUUUUUGUUGGCGCUGUGUUAAUGAGAACUUCAGGAUGUGUAAUCAAUGAUAUGUUGGAUGCAGAUCUAGAUAGAAAGGUUGCAAGAACGUCAACCAGACCCAUUGCAUCAGGUGAUAUCACUCAUCUUCAUGCCUUGAUUUUCCUAGCCAGUACAUUAAGUAUCUCCCUUGGAAUAUUGUUGUCUCUAAAUCAAUACAGUAUUGUACUGGGUGCAUCAUCACUUUUUCUUGUUGCAUCUUAUCCAUUGAUGAAACGGAUUACAUAUUGGCCUCAACUUGCACUAGGUUUUACCUUUAAUUGGGGUUGUCUUUUGGGAUGGUCUGCAGUUACAGGAUCCUUAGAUUUGACUGUAUGUUUACCAUUAUAUGCAGCAGCAGUCAAUUGGACAAUGCUAUAUGACACUAUUUAUGCCUUCCAGGACGUUGAAGAUGACAGAUGGAUUGGAGUGAAAUCUACAGCAUUAUUAUUUGGAGAUCAUGCUAAACCAUGUCUUACUGGUUUCGCUGCUGUUGUGAUUGCUAACCUAAUUGCUGUAGGAGUGAAUACCUCACAGACUUGGCCUUAUUACCUUGGUUUAAUUGCAGUAACCUCUCAUCUCACGUGGCAGGUUGCAACUGUUGACUUGUCUGUACCAAAAGACUGUCUCUCGAAGUUCAAGUCAAAUAGGUGGCUUGGAAUUAUACUGUGGAUGUCAAUCGUCAUGGCAACUCUGUGGAAAUCAGAUCAGGAAAAUACAGAACGUGCAGGGAAAACGACAAAACAACCUUAUAAUUUAUAAAAAAAAAUCCAAAACAUCGUUCGAGAAGAUUAACAUAAAGGCGUUCACAUGGAAUUAAGCGGGCGAAUUUAGAACCUCUCUUACUCGUCUGGUUUUCACGUAUGAACACGCAGGCUACAACUGGUAAAAUUCUUUUUCAUUUUACCGUGUAAACACCAAAAUCGGGUGAAAUUGAGCAUGGUCUCGAGUUAGAACAGAGAACCGCGUGAACGUACAACCUUUGUAACAAAUAACCAUUGUGUAGAUGUCAGGCGAGGUUGACAAUGUCGGUCAUUUUGUUGUGUAAAACCAUGCAGAAUAUCACUGAUGCAAAUGAUUUUAAAAAUGAAAAAUUUAUUAAUGCAAUAAU